This is a messenger RNA of Columba livia (rock pigeon), 2880 nucleotides long. It is a transcript of the gene CNGA4, whose product is annotated as cyclic nucleotide gated channel subunit alpha 4. The record is from RefSeq and is a predicted model, not a curated record. The transcript is spliced from 5 exons. The coding region runs from base 1 to 2616 and encodes 871 amino acids. NCBI's taxonomy places the organism in Eukaryota, Metazoa, Chordata, Aves, Columbiformes, Columbidae. Gene Ontology annotation, molecular function: intracellularly cAMP-activated cation channel activity; protein-containing complex binding; intracellularly cGMP-activated cation channel activity. Gene Ontology annotation, biological process: monoatomic cation transmembrane transport. Gene Ontology annotation, cellular component: plasma membrane; intracellular cyclic nucleotide activated cation channel complex.
AUGUCUGCACCGGGUAAUCCCUGCACCGGGCACCCCGUGUACCGUGUACGCCUGAACCGGGCACCCUGUGUACCGGGCACCCCGUGUACUGGAUACCCCGUGUACCGGCGCCCGGAGCCGCGGCUGCCGCCGCUCCGCCGCCCCGGGGGGCCGGGGACGCCCCGGGGAGCGCCGCGUUGCCAGGACGCGCCCGGCGCUGGCGGAGCCGGGCGGCCAUUCCCGCUGCGCGAUGCUCGGCGCCGGCUCCGCGCUGUCCCGCCGCUGGGCUCGGCCCCGGGAACGCGGCUCCACCGGGGCCGCCGCCGCACCCGGCACCGGGAGCGCCCGGGGGUGAGCGGGGAGCGCGGGGCGCGGACCCCCCUCGGCGCCGCGGGGCCGGGCGGCGUCACAGCGCCGGGGUCCCUCUGUCCCCGCAGCGCCCCCCGGGACUGGACCCUGGACCCCUCGGGAGACUGGUACUACUGGUGGAUCAGCAUCGUGGCGCUGCCUGUGCUCUACAACUGCAUCGUCCUGGUCUGCAGGUCCUGCUUUCCCGCGCUGCAGGAGCAGCACGCGCGGCUGUGGCUGAGCCUGGACUGCGCGUGCGACGGGAUCUACCUGCUGGACAUCGGCGUGCGGCUGCACACCGCCUUUGUCGAGGACGGCAUCCUGGUGCGGGACCGCGGCCGCAUCCGGCGCCGCUACCUGCGCUCCUCAGCCUUCCCCUGGGACGUGGCUGCGGUGCUGCCCACCGACCUGCUGUGGCUGCGCCUGGGCACGGCGGCGCCGGCGGUGCGCGCCAACCGCUGCCUGCGGGCACCGCGCCUCUUCGAGGCCUUCGACCGGCGGGAGACGCGCACGGCGCACCCCAACGCCUUCCGCGUGGCCAAGCUGAUGCUAUACGUCUUCAUCGCCAUCCACUGGUACGGCUGCCUCUACUUCGCCCUCUCGUCGCGGCUGGGGCUCGGCGCCGACGCCUGGGUCUGCCCCAACGCCAGCCGCCCCGGCUUCGCCCGCCCGCUGCGCCAGUACCUGCACAGCUUCUACUUCUCCACGCUCAUCCUGGCCACGGUGGGCGACACGCCGGAGCCGCGGCGCGAGGAGGAGUUCCUCUUCGUCAUCGCCGGCUUCCUCCUGGCCGUGCUGGGCUUCGCCACCAUCACGGGCAGCAUCAGCUCCGUCAUCUCCAACGUGAACGCGGCUGACGCCGCCUUCUACCCCGACCCCGAGCCGGUGCGGCGCUACCUGCGGGCGCAGGGCGCGGGCGGGCGGCUGGCGCGGCGCGUGUCCCGCUGGCACCAGCACCUGCGGGCGCAGCGCAAGCUGCCGGCGGAGCGGGCGGUGCUGCGGCACCUGUCGCGGGGGCUGCGGGCCGAGGUGGCGGCCGGCGUGCACCUCCCGGCGCUGCGCCGCGUCGGCCUCUUCCAGAGCUGGGAGCCCGGCGUGCUGCGGCAGCUGGUGCUGCGCCUGCGCCCGCAGGUCUUCGGCCCCGGCGAGUUCGUGUGCCGCCGCGGGGACGUGGGCCACGAGAUGUACUUCAUCCGCGAGGGCCGCCUGGCCGUGGUGGCCGAGGACGGCGUCACGCAGCUCGCCGUCCUGGGCGAGGGGCUCUACUUCGGGGAGAUCAGCCUCAUCAACAUCAAGGGGAACACCUCGGGGAACCGGCGCACGGCCAACAUCAUGAGCAUCGGCUACUCCGACCUGUUUUGCCUGUCCAAGGAGGACCUGGCAGAGGUGCUGGUGGAGUUCCCCAGCGCCCGGGCCGCACUGGAGGCCAAGGGCCGUGAGCUGCUGCUGCGCAUGGGCAAGCUGGAUGUGCGCGCCGAGGCCGCGGCGGCGGCGGCCGAGGAGGAGGCCGAGCGCCGCGUGCAGGCGCUGGAGAUGGCGCUGGAGGGGCUGCAGACCCGGGCGGCCCGGCUGCUGGCCCAGCUGGAGUCCAGCGCCUUCAAACUGGCGCUGCGCGUCCAGCGCCUCGAGGGCCGGCUCCGGCGGCGGCGGCAUGCCGGGACAAAGGGUCCUACCGGGGGACAAGGUCCUGCCACGCCGGGGCAUCCUGCUGGGGCUCAGGGUCCUGCUGGGGAACCAACUCCCACCAGGGCACAGGGUCUCACAGGGUUGGAGGGUCCUAGUGGGGCUCAGGGUCCUCCCAGGUCACAGGGUCCCAGUGGGGCUCAGGGUCCUCCCAGGUCACAGGGUCCCAGUGGGGCUCAGGGUCCCACCAAGUCACAGGGUCCCAAAGGGGUGCAGGGUCCUCCCACGUCACAGGGUCCUAAAGAGGUGCAGGGUCCCAACAAGGCACAGGGUUCUCCGAGGGCGCAGGGUCCCACUGGGGCUCAGGGUCCCCCCAGGGUUCUGGUUCUUCCCAGGUCACAGAGUCCCCCCAGGGCUCAGGGUUCCCUAAGGGCUCAGGGUUCCCCCAGGGCUUGGGGCCCCAGCGGGGUACAGGGUCCCUUUAGGGCACAGGGUCCCCCCAGGGCUCAGGGCCCCCCCGGGCUUCCAGGUCCCCCGAGGUCACAGGGUCCCCCCAGGGCUCAGGGUCCCAGUGGGGUACAGGGUCCCCCGAGGUCACAGGGUCCCCCCAGGGCUCAGGGUCCCGCAGGGGGCCGGGGCACGGGGAGGACGGGCCCCCAUCGCUGAGUUACUCGGGGCUGGGACAGCAGCGACAACCGCUGCUGGGUAGCCGUGACAACCGUUGCUAGGUAGCCGUGACAACUGUUGCUAGGUAACCGUGACAACUGUCGCUAGGUAACACUGAUAACUGUUGCUAAGUAACGGUGAGUUGUUCGUGAACCGGGACAGCGCUGGAACCGCGGCGAGACGAGACGGGAAUGGGAACAGGGACGGGGCAGGGACAGGGACGGGGAUCGGGAUGGGAACAGGGACAGGUAUAGCAAUCGGGAU